Molecule: messenger RNA, 1155 nt
Organism: Solenopsis invicta (red fire ant)
Lineage: Eukaryota; Metazoa; Arthropoda; Insecta; Hymenoptera; Formicidae
Exons: 1
Coding region: 1-1155 (384 amino acids)
Source: RefSeq, a predicted model, not a curated record
AUGCAAACACCACUUUUGGAUAUAGCGAUAAGAUACGCAUACCGAUACAGCAGCAGGAUUUGUAUACUCUACCAUGUGAGAGUUUUCUGUACGUCGAGGGAGUUUUCGCUAAAACAGAUUAACACGCCGUCAACAUCGAAAGAUAAGGAUAGUUCGACAAUGACGCCAAUGAGAAGAGUUAAUAAUUGUGUAGCGUUUAUGUUCGAUGAGAUUCGAUAUGAACUCGAUGGCGUAGAGAUCGAUAGAAAUAGAAACGUAGGCAUAACGAGCACAAUGAAAAAUUAUGUAUCGCUAACAGACGAACGAAGCAGAAUAUUGAAAAACGCGGGAUGGGAUAUCGUGAUGCAACGGACUGCGGGGGAAUUCAGCUAUUGUGUACCCCUCAAUGUUCUUCUAGGAUUUUGCGAGGAUUACAAACGUCUGAUUAUUAUUAAUGCGCGUCACGAACUUAUUCUUAUACGCGCACGCAAUGACGCCAAUUGCAUAAUUGCAAAUAUUUCCACGGACGAACGGGUACUAACUCUAUUAAGAGUACAAUGGAAGAUGCCACACGUGAUGUUGAACGAUGUUAACAAAUUGGCGCUUUUACGAACAUUGGAGAGUGGUCAAUAUCUUAGCAUGGGCUUUCGAUCUUGGGACUUGUACGAGUUUCCGCUGUUACAGAGCACUACCAAACAUUUGUGGGCUGUAAAAACUGCUACACAAUUGAAAAAACCGCGAUAUAUAAUUUUUACGUUGCAAACAGGAAGACAAAAUAUUUUUGCGGAAGACGCUUCUAAAUUCGAUCAUUGUAAACUUACCAAUGUAAAAUUAUAUUUAAAUUCUGAAUUUUAUCCUUACAACGAUAUGAAUUUAGAUUACGAUAAUCAUAAGUACGCUAUAUUGUACGAUAUGUACACAAAAUUUAGAAAAGUUUAUUAUGGAUGUAAUCGCGAACCUCUUUUGUCUUUCGUAGAAUUUUUGCACAAUGGCCCUCUCGUGGUUAUUGAUUGUUCGAGGCAAAACGAAUCAGUAAAAAGCGCCACUGUAGAUGUUCGCAUUGAAUUUGAGUAUAAAGAAAAUAUUCCGGAAAAUAUUACGGCUUAUUGUCUUAUUAUUCAUGAUAGAGUGGUGCAAUAUAAUCCUCUAACGAAUGUAGUACGCAAAAUCGUGUAG